This is a messenger RNA of Choloepus didactylus (southern two-toed sloth), 1567 nucleotides long. RefSeq names its product heterogeneous nuclear ribonucleoprotein H2-like. NCBI's taxonomy places the organism in Eukaryota, Metazoa, Chordata, Mammalia, Pilosa, Megalonychidae. The transcript has a single exon. The coding region runs from base 110 to 1459 and encodes 449 amino acids. Gene Ontology annotation, biological process: regulation of RNA splicing. Gene Ontology annotation, cellular component: nucleoplasm; ribonucleoprotein complex. The record is from RefSeq and is a predicted model, not a curated record. Gene Ontology annotation, molecular function: RNA binding.
GUCUCGCUAUACCGCUUUGAGGGAAGAAGGAGGAAAAUUAUCCGAUAUCGUUAGAGCCACACCGAAAUUGCAUUAAGCCUAGCUUGCCACCAAGAGCCAAACAGUCAUCAUGAUGCUGAGCACGGAAGGCAGGGAGGGGUUCGUGGUCAAGGUCAGGGGCCUACCCUGGUCCUGCUCAGCCGAUGAAGUAAUGCACUUCUUCUCUGGUUGCAAAAUCCAAAAUGGCACAUCAGGUAUUCGUUUCAUCUACACCAGAGAAGGCAGACCAAGUGGUGAAGCAUUUGUUGAACUUGAAUCUGAAGAUGAAGUGAAAUUGGCUUUGAAGAAGGACAGAGAAACCAUGGGACACAGAUACGUUGAAGUAUUCAAGUCCAACAGUGUUGAAAUGGAUUGGGUGUUGAAGCAUACAGGCCCGAAUAGUCCUGAUACCGCCAGUGAUGGCUUCGUCCGGCUUAGAGGACUCCCAUUUGGCUGUAGCAAGGAAGAAAUUGUUCAGUUCUUUUCAGGGUUGGAAAUUGUGCCAAAUGGGAUGACACUGCCGGUGGACUUUCAGGGGCGGAGCACAGGGGAGGCCUUUGUGCAGUUUGCUUCACAGGAGAUAGCUGAAAAGGCCUUAAAGAAACACAAGGAAAGAAUAGGGCACAGGUACAUUGAAAUCUUCAAGAGUAGCCGAGCUGAAGUUCGAACCCACUAUGAUCCUCCUCUAAAGCUCAUGGCUAUGCAGCGGCCUGGUCCCUAUGAUAGGCCAGGGGCUGGCAGAGGGUAUAAUAGCAUUGGCAGAGGAGCUGGAUUUGAAAGGAUGAGGCAGGGUGCCUAUGGUGGAGGGUAUGGAGGCUAUGAUGACUAUGGUGGCUAUAAUGAUGGGUAUGGCUUUGGGUCUGAUAGAUUUGGAAGAGACCUCAAUUACUGUUUUUCAGGAAUGUCUGAUCAUAGAUAUGGAGAUGGUGGGUCCAGUUUCCAGUGCACCACAGGGCACUGUGUGCACAUGAGAGGGUUACCUUACAGAGCCACUGAGAAUGAUAUUUACAAUUUUUUCUCGCCUCUUAACUCCAUGAGAGUACACAUUGAAAUUGGACCUGAUGGCAGAGUUACUGGUGAGGCAGAUGUUGAAUUUGCUACUCAUGAAGAUGCUGUGGCAGCUAUGGCAAAAGACAAAGCCAAUAUGCAGCACAGAUAUGUGGAACUCUUCUUGAAUUCUACUGCAGGAACAAGUGGGGAUGCUUAUGGUCUCAGCUAUGUAGAGCUGUUUUUGAAUUCUACAGCAGGGGCAAGUGGUGGUGCUUACGGUAGCCAAAUGAUGGGAGGGAUGGGCUUAUCCAACCAGUCUAGUUAUGGGGGUCCUGCUAGCCAGCAGCUGAGUGGUGGGUAUGGAGGUGGUUAUGGUGGUCAGAGCAGUAUGAGUGGAUAUGACCAAGUUCUGCAGGAAAACUCCAGUGAUUAUCAAUCGAACCUUGCUUAAGUAGAGAAGGUGCACCAAACAGCUACUACAGAAAUAAAAGCUGUGCAUUUAUGGGAGUUGAAUAGAAUGGGAGGAAUGUCUAGCAUAUCCGGUAUGGUUUGGUAAAUG